AGUUGGGCUCGGGGGUUGGACCGGUCCGGCCCUGUGCUCACGUCUCUCCGGCUCAGCGGCCCGUCUCGGCACUCUGAUACUGCAGUAUCAACCUGUGUUGUUUCCGCUGUCGAUAUGCUGGAGAAGACACCUGUCUUAGACCGCUGGAACUUUGAUCGGACGGUCGAUGUCAGCGAGAACUGAUAGCAGAGAGGAGCCGCUGGAAUUCUCCGCGACCGGCUGAGACACAGUGCGGUGCCACCAGAGACAGUUGGUGUGGAGAGAAGUGUCAGGGCUAUUGUCAGCUCGUGACCCAGGGCGUGACACAGUGACAGGACGCGCUGCUGACCUGUUGACCUUCCGCCACGGCCGAAGAGGAGGAGUCAAAGCGUGAUCUUCUCUUGGAUUCUCCUAAUUCGCCAGCCCAGCGCCCGCUGCCUGUUCCCUCGACGGAGCCCUGAACGAUGGUGAUCGGCCGGGGAGCAUCUCCGGCCUGCUGGCUGGUGCCGGGACUGGUGCUGGUGCUCCUCUGUGGGGCACCAGUGAGCCGCGCCUGGAGCCACGGGCACUACUGGGCCGAGAGGAUCAGGGCUGCGCGCGCGGCCACCCUCGACACCCAUACUGUGACAGACCCGUCGUCUGAGCACGUGACCUACCACGGCUCGGGGGAGGCUCUGGAGCACGGCGGCGAGUCUAACGACACCGGAGGCGGCAUUACCAUCACCGAGGACCACCACCACAAGUCACACCACCCUCACGUGGCGCACGACGGCCAGUACACGUACUGCGUGGAGCGGGCGCCGCUGCACGAGAGCCACGGCAUCCACGUGGCCUCGUGGCGCUGGGACGAGGUGCGGCCCUACUACGCCAUCACCCUGUUCAUCGUCAUCGCUGGCCUCGCCAAACUCGGCUUUCAUCACGCCCAUUUCCUGUCUUCACGGGUUCCCGAGUCAUGUUUGCUCAUUCUGCUUGGUACCAUCAUGGGGACGCUCACCUAUCAUUUCAGACACCUGCCCGAAUCAGACCCAACUGACAGGGCCUGGGGAAAGGCCUUCUCACCAUCAACGCACGUGGAGAAGUUUCCCGACAUCCGCCUGCCGUCGGGGGGACCGAUGAUCGGCGCCUGUCAGACGGAGCGCAGCGCCUUCCUGCCCAACUUCGACUCGCACCUCUUUUCUUGGUGCUGCUGCCGCC
Molecule: messenger RNA, 1173 nt
Organism: Amphibalanus amphitrite
Lineage: Eukaryota; Metazoa; Arthropoda; Thecostraca; Balanomorpha; Balanidae
Exons: 8
Source: RefSeq, a predicted model, not a curated record